AUGGACUUACACCGGGCAGCGUUCAAGAUGGAGAACUCACCCUACCUCCCCAACCCACUGGCCUCCCCAGCACUGAUGGUUCUUGCCUCCACUGCCGAAGCCAGUCGUGAUGCUUCCAUUCCCUGCCAGCAGCCGAGGCCUUUUGGGGUCCCCGUGUCAGCAGAUAAGGACGUGCAUAUUCCCUUCACCAACGGCUCAUAUACUUUUGCCUCCAUGUACCACCGGCAAGGGGGGGUGCCGGGAGCGUUUGCAAACCGUGACUUUCCUCCAUCCUUGCUUCACCUCCACCCCCAGUUUGCACCCCCUAACCUGGACUGCACCCCGAUCAGUAUGUUGAACCACAGCGGCGUUGGGGCUUUCCGCCCCUUUGCAUCUACUGAAGACCGGGAGAGCUACCAGUCGGCCUUUACGCCGGCCAAGCGCCUGAAAAACUGCCAUGACACUGACUCACCCCAUCUGCGCUUCUCGGAUGCUGAUGGGAAGGAGUACGAGUUUGGCACACAGCUCCCCUCCAGCUCCCCCGGCUCCCUCAAAGUUGAUGAUACAGGGAAGAAGAUCUUUGCAGUUUCUGGCCUCAUUUCUGACCGGGAGACCUCAUCCAGUCCUGAAGACCGAAGCGACAGAUGCAAAAAGAAAACGACUUUGUUUGACAGCCAGGCUCCAAUCUGCCCCAUCUGCCAGGUCCUCCUUCGCCCUGGGGAGUUGCAGGAGCACAUGGAGCAGGAGCUGGAGAAGCUCACCCAGCUGAACAUCAGCAAGAGCUCCAUCCUGAAGGAUGCCAUGGCAGCAGGUACCCCCAAGUCAAUUUUGUUGUCGGCCUCAAUCAAGCGGGAAGGAGAUUCUCCAACAGCAUCACCCCACUCCUCAGAUGACAUCCAUCACUCAGACAGAUACCAGAGAUCAGCACAUGCUCGGAUUGGAAAAAUGAAACGGAGGAAGCAAGACGAAGGGCAGAGAGAAGGUUCAUGCAUGACUGAGGAUGACUCUGUGGACAUUGAGAACGAGAACGGCAACCGCUUUGAAGAGUACGAAUGGUGCGGGCAGAAGAGGAUACGGGCCACUACCCUCCUGGAGGGAGGAUUUCGAGGUUCUGGGUUUAUCAUGUGCAGUGGCAAAGAGAAUCCAGACAGUGAUGCUGACCUGGAUGUUGACGGGGACGACACACUUGAAUAUGGGAAGCCACAGUACACGGAGGCAGACGUCAUCCCUUGCACUGGGGAAGAGCCAGGUGAAGCCAAAGAAAGGGAGGCACUCCGAGGUGCUGUUUUAAAUGGUGGCACACCCAGUACUCGAAUAACACCGGAGUUUUCCAAAUGGGCCAGCGAUGAAAUGCCCUCAACGAGUAAUGGUGAAAGCAGUAAACAGGAGACCAUGCAGAAGACCUGUAAGAACAGUGAUAUUGAAAAAAUUACAGAAGACUCUGCAGUGACAACAUUUGAAGCGCUAAAGGCUCGUGUCCGUGAGUUAGAAAGGCAGCUUUCCCGUGGGGACCGCUAUAAAUGUCUCAUUUGCAUGGACUCCUACACAAUGCCCCUGACUUCCAUUCAGUGCUGGCAUGUGCACUGUGAAGAAUGCUGGCUGCGGACUCUGGGUGCCAAGAAGCUCUGUCCCCAGUGUAACACCAUCACGUCUCCCGGAGACCUGCGGCGCAUUUACUUAUGAAGGGCCCAGCGGGAGGGCAGGACCUGGUUACUCAGCCCAGCUCAUCACACCAAGGGG
Chaetura pelagica (chimney swift) is the source of this 1719-nucleotide messenger RNA. It is a transcript of the gene RNF220, whose product is annotated as ring finger protein 220. The transcript is spliced from 14 exons. Gene Ontology annotation, biological process: protein ubiquitination. Gene Ontology annotation, molecular function: metal ion binding; ubiquitin protein ligase activity. The coding region runs from base 1 to 1662 and encodes 553 amino acids. The record is from RefSeq and is a predicted model, not a curated record. Lineage: Eukaryota; Metazoa; Chordata; Aves; Apodiformes; Apodidae.